AAUGGCUCCAUCAAAAUCACCAAAAGCAGAAGCAAAAAAAACAGUUAAGACUGUUAAAACCAAAAAAACUACAGAUGACAAGAAGAAGUCUAGAAGAAGAUAAGAAACUUUUGCAUUAUAUAUCUACAAAGUUUUAAGAUAAGUUCACCCAGAAAUUGGUGUUUCUAGAAAGGCUAUGAACAUCAUGAAUUCAUUCAUUAAUGAUAUUUUUGACAGAAUUGCUCUUGAAGCCAGCAAAUUAGUCAGAUUUAAUAAGAGAAGAACCCUUAGCUCAAGAGAAAUCUAAACUGCUGUCAAAUUAUUACUUCCAGGAGAAUUGGCCAGACAUGCUAUCUCAGAAGGAACCAAAGCAGUGACCAAAUAUACAAGUGGAUGAU
Molecule: messenger RNA, 377 nt
Organism: Paramecium pentaurelia
Lineage: Eukaryota; Ciliophora; Oligohymenophorea; Peniculida; Parameciidae
Source: the annotation of a GenBank genome assembly